AUGAUAUAUUCCCCUGCCCUAUAUGCGGAGAGAUUUUCCCCAAAAAACAACUUCUCGAACAACACCAAUCUAUCAAACAGGCCAUUUCAGAGCUCAUGGAUGGCGAUUCAGGGAAAGAUAUCUUUCAAAUCAUCUUUCAAAAUACUAUCGAUGUUCGAAGAGCACAGGGAGUACGUGAAACUGAAAGCUGCACGAAACGAGGUUAGAAAACGGGAUGAAAGGUGCAUUGCAGAUGGUAACGAACUGUUGAGAUUCCACUAUUCGACUUUUGUUUGUGAUUUGGGAAUCAACGGGAAUUCUAGUCUCUGCACUCAGCAGUACUGCAGCAUCUGUGGGAUCAUAAGGUCGGGGUUCUCUGCCAAGAUGAACGGCAUAUUGACGCUAUCGAGCAUCUGGAGAGCACACGUAGCGCUGCCCGAUGAGAUCGAAGAGGAAUUUGCCUUCAUGAAUGUGAAGCGUGCCAUACUGGUGUGCCGAGUUGUAGCGGGUCACAUCGGAAUCAUCGGAUGUGAUGAAGAUGUGGAAAAGGCAACUAUGAAAAAAAGGGCAAAGGAUUUUAAUAGGUUGGGGUGA
This is a messenger RNA of Nelumbo nucifera (sacred lotus), 573 nucleotides long. RefSeq lists its product as uncharacterized. Lineage: Eukaryota; Viridiplantae; Streptophyta; Magnoliopsida; Proteales; Nelumbonaceae. The record is from RefSeq and is a predicted model, not a curated record.